Penicillium paradoxum is the source of this 1668-nucleotide messenger RNA. RefSeq lists its product as uncharacterized. The record is from RefSeq and is a predicted model, not a curated record. The transcript is spliced from 4 exons. Lineage: Eukaryota; Fungi; Ascomycota; Eurotiomycetes; Eurotiales; Aspergillaceae. Gene Ontology annotation, biological process: transmembrane transport. Gene Ontology annotation, molecular function: transmembrane transporter activity. The coding region runs from base 1 to 1668 and encodes 555 amino acids.
AUGAACCUGCGUCCUGUGAUACAAAGGGCCCGGUCGGUCUUUCAUCGAAUGAAGAUUGACAGGGAUGAGGCUGCAUCUUCUUCAAUCGAGGUUGAGGGAAACACCGUAGAGCAAAGCAAGUCGGAUGGUCCUGCUCCUCAUCCUGAAGAGGCACUUCCAAACAACGGUGCAGAGCUCCCCGGUGUGCCCUUUGAAGAGCUUCAACACGGUAUUCAGGAAGUCGAGGCUGUGGCCCAAACCUGGUCCAAAGCAUCGUUGAUUUUCGUCUUCAUCAAUAUGUGGUUCCUUUACUUCACAUAUGCCUGGAUAUCGUCAAUUGAUGGUAGUUUGAGUACAUACGUUGCUAGCUCAUUCCAACAACAUUCAUUAUCGGCCCUUCCCACUGCCAUUGCUGAUGCUUUUUCCGCUGCAAUCUUCCUUCCAGUGGCGAAAAUGGUGGACACUUGGGGUCGAGCCGAAGGAUUCCUUGUGAUGUCCAUCUGCUCUACCGUUGGACUUAUUCUGAUGGCCUCUUGUAACAGUUUUGCUCUCUAUUGCGCGGCUAAUGUCUUUUACUACGUUGGGUUCGGAGGUAUGCAAUUCGCCAUCGAUGUUAUUACCGCCGAUUUGUCCCAGUUGAAGAACCGAGCCCUUGCAUACGCUUUCACGUCCUCUCCAUACAUCAUCACAGCCUUUGCUGGACCAAAGGUGGCCAAUCUAUUCCAAGAACACACAGGCUGGCGAUGGGCAUAUGGUACUUUCGCGAUCAUUUUCCCGGUUGUGGCUACCCCGCUGUUCUUUAUUUUGAAGUACAACUUGAAAAAGGCCAAGAAAGAAAAUAUCGUGGUGGUCAGAGAGAAGAGCGGUCGAAACUUCUUCCAGAGUAUCUGGUUUUGGACCCUUGAAUUUGAUUUGAUUGGAGUUUUCAUUUUCACUGCUGGUCUGAUCUUAUUCGAGCUUCCGUUCGACAUCGCUAGCGGGGCCCCCAAUGGCUGGGGCACUGAUUAUAUCAUUGCUAUGAUUGUAGUUGGAUUCUCUAUGCUCUUCUUCUUCGCUCUCUACGAGAGAUACAUCGCUCCCACGCCUUUGUUACCCUGGUCAUUCCUCACCAACCGAACUGUCGUCGGUGCUUGUCUUUUGGAUGCAACCUACCAGCUUUCAAACUACUGUUGGAAUAAUUACUUCUCCAACUUUCUUCAAGUGGUCAAUGAGCUGACCAUUGCCGAAGCUGGAUACAUCGUCAAUACAUUCGACGUGGUCUCCGGCGUACUAUUAUUCUUCGUUGGCUUUGUGAUUCGAAAGACAGGUCGCUUCAAGUGGCUGUUGUAUAUUUCCGUCCCUCUGUACAUCUUCGCCCAGGGAUUGAUGAUUUACUUCCGUCGCCCCGGACAAAACGUCGGUUACCAAGUGAUGUGUCAAAUUUUCAUCUCGAUUGGUGGAUCAAUCUUCAUCAUUGUCCAGCAGCUUGCUAUUCUCGCUGCCGUUGACCAUCAACACAUCGCCACAGCUCUUGCCUUGCUCAACGUCGUCGGCACGAUCGGAAAUUCUGCGGGUCUCACUAUCUCGAUGGCAAUCUGGAACAACACAUACAAGAAAGCUCUCACGUGGUAUCUACCAGAUUUGUCUGAUCUGGAUAUGAUUUACGAGGAUAUUGAGAAGCAAUUGAGCUAUCCCCCGGAACCGAGAUGA